Messenger RNA from Necator americanus (New World hookworm), 1494 nucleotides. RefSeq lists its product as uncharacterized. The transcript has 13 exons. The record is from RefSeq and is a predicted model, not a curated record. The coding region runs from base 1 to 1494 and encodes 497 amino acids. Lineage: Eukaryota; Metazoa; Nematoda; Chromadorea; Rhabditida; Ancylostomatidae.
AUGCAUCAGCGAAAUAUUCCGGCUUUGUUGAUCAACUCGUACAUCUUCUGUGGUGAAGGUGUGCUCAUCCUGGUCAUGGAUGUUCCAUUUGUAUUAGUAAUUUUACUAUUCCAACGAUUUCGGAAGCGUAAAGAAUUUCUGUUCAUUGCCGGUGUGACUAUUGGGGAUCUUAUCUACACCGUUGGCUACAUGUCUGUCUCAAUUCGACGAAUUCUCACAUCUGGAAGUUAUGACGGUGAGAUGACUUUAUUUACUGCAAUAGAUCGUCUUAUCGCUACUAUCCAUCCUGUGUGGCAUUUCAAGCAGGGCUUCUGGUAUCCGGCAAUUAUGUGUCUCAGUAAGUUGAUCAACGUCAAGAAGGUAUAUCUCGGGCGUUCUAUGAACAUGGAAAAUGAUUUGAAGGAAGAACUGAAUAGAAGAAUGAGAGCAGCAUGGACAGCAUUCGCAGCCGUCAGGGAAGCUACGGACCAACUGGCGGACCAAGAUCUUCGUGCCCAUCUGUUCGACUCGACACUUCUUCCAGCGCUCUGUUACGCAGCAGAGACAAGUGGAGACCUUGUCUCUGCAAUGUGCUUUGACUCCUUCUAUCCGCCUUUUCGUAUUCCCCUGUUUAUUCAUCGUUGGGGAUGCAUUAUAUUGUCAGCCCUUAUAUACAUUAUCGUUUCCUUAUUACUUUACAAGAAAUUUGCUCGAAACGUCGUAAAAUUUCGAGGUACACAACCGAACGUGCAGCAAAAGAAAAAUCUUAUAAAUGCUACUAUUACAAUGGGUCUAUCUACGCUGAAUGCUCUUUUGUUUAUGUUUAUCCCUGACGUGUUGCUAUUCAUUCGUAUAUCCAAAGCCCACUUGGCGUUCCUCAUUUUGUAUUCACUCAUGUUAAACAGGAUCAUGUUCAACUUCGUUCUUUUUGUGAUACGACACCGUGAGUUCCGACGUAUUUUCACCAGUAUAUUCUGCUCGAAACGACGAACUGUGAAUGUUGCUACUGUCUUGAGCAAUGUACUACAGUUUCUUGUGCUAGUCCAUCCCUCCUGGAUAGGCAGCGAUGAAGGAGGUUAUUUCGGCUUGUACAACUACUGCAUCACAAUGGAAUGCACGUGGAAUAUGUUUGAGACUCGUACGUUGACCACUUCUUUCGAACUUUCUGCUCUUCUAGUUUUAAUAGCAACGAUUCUCAGCUCAUUUGCAGUGUUUUCGAUAUUCUCUUAUCGAUGUUGGCUGGUUGCCUCAUCUUUCCUUAUGGAUGGGACCAUCCUCGAGUACGAGAGAUCUGUACAAUCUAGGACUCUGUCAGCUUCGAUGGCCGUUUAUACUCGCGUUGAUAUUGGUAGUAGAUCAGAUGACACUGUCAAUGCUUGGAUUUGCACUGACUCUAAAAAGGCCACCCAAGAUGCAGGAACUCCAUCACAUUUCAGCACCUGUCAGAACAGUUACGCAGCCUGUGCCAAGACCUCGGAAGCUUUCGUUGCAGGAGUCCUACUACUCAAAGCGUGA